Paramormyrops kingsleyae is the source of this 2502-nucleotide messenger RNA. It is a transcript of the gene mmp23bb, whose product is annotated as matrix metallopeptidase 23bb. NCBI's taxonomy places the organism in Eukaryota, Metazoa, Chordata, Actinopteri, Osteoglossiformes, Mormyridae. Gene Ontology annotation, cellular component: extracellular matrix. Gene Ontology annotation, molecular function: zinc ion binding; metalloendopeptidase activity. The record is from RefSeq and is a predicted model, not a curated record. Gene Ontology annotation, biological process: extracellular matrix organization; collagen catabolic process; proteolysis.
CUUAACCUCUAGUUGCUCCAGGGGCUGCCUGACCCUGCCUUCUCAAAAAUGUCCAUCACUUUGGAUAAAAAAACAUUUGCUAAAUAAAUAAAACGUAAAUACACUCAGUGACAUAAAAAGUUAAGCACCCAGACAGAGUGGUGUAAAUGAAAUGAAUCUGCACGUGGUGAAAGGUCAUGUGACUGUAUGACAAUGAUUAUGUUACCAGAUCAAAAGGAUAACAGUGUUAGCGGUAUGGGCACACUGCUGGUCCCAUGUCAGUAGGGUGUGACACCCCCCCCCCGGGCCUGGAUACAUGCGGUGAUUCGGUCCAACAGCCGUUGUAUCCUCUCCUACAACAAGUCGGCCCACAGCUGUUGUAACUGGCCCUUGAGAUCCUACAGACUGGCACUGGGCCUGAGUUGAUGGGAACGCCUCGGGCAUGUAUAGGUGGGUACACCACGCACUGAUGGGGACGCCUCGGGCGGGUAUAGGUGGGUACACCACGCACUGAUGGGGGCGCCUCGGGCGGGUAUAGGUGGGUACACCACGCACUGAUGGGGGCACCUCGGGCGGGUAUAGGUGGGUACACCACGCACUGAUGGGGGUGCCUCGCAUGCCACGGAUGCAGACCUCUUCCUCUGAGAGAAAUGGGCCUCAAACUGAGCGAUUAAAAAAAAAAGAAAAACCCCAUCUGGCUGCCAUCUGUGGCCGAUAGGUGUGUGAAAUAUCACGGUCCGGCCUGAAUUUUCUCCAUGUUUCCUCAUGCUUCUGCUUUCCCGGGCGCUUUCCCAGUGGGCCGAUGCAUAUGUGGGCUGGCAAAAAUUCCCGCGAGGGACCCCAAAUUCCAGGCCCUGGACCUGCUCUUAACAUAAAAUGUCUGGCAGGUUUGUCUGCAUCUGCUGUGUGGCUGUUUAUAAUCUGGGGGCGGCGGUGGGGGAACACUCUGCUGCUCCGGGAGGAGGAGGAGGAGGAGGAGAAAGAGGAGGGUCCAGGUGGGCUUUGCGUCUUUGGUGAGCAGCUUUCUGAAGGGGCUCAGAAGAGCGUGAGGCUCUGACAUGAAAGGCAACCCCCCCAUGGCAUGCAGAGGGUCGGCUGCAGCCAGGCACUGCACUUUCCGGGAGUCUGGGGCGGUGCUGCUGCUUCUGGUGCUGCACUGGGCGGCGGGAUCUCCUUUCUGGGCCGGUCGGGAGGUUUCUGCUUCUGAAGAUGUUCUGCCAGGACCGGUUCUGAUCCGAUCCAGACGCUAUACCAUCAACCCUCUGGGCUAUAAGUGGGGACACUUUAACAUCACCUACAAGAUCACCAGGUUCCCCAGAACCCUGAACAAGGAAGACACACGCAAAGCCAUCGGUCUCGCCUUCGCCAAGUGGAGCGAAGUGUCACCGAUGUCCUUCACUGAAGUCACCCAGCCCAACAGGAGCGCCGACAUCACCAUUGGAUUCUACACCCACAACCACACGGACUGCUGGUGGGCCCCCCUGCAUCCCUGCUUUGACGGUGUGAAUGGGGAGCUAGCUCAUGCCUUCCUGCCCCCCCGUGGCGAGAUCCACUUUGACAACCAUGAAUUCUGGGUACUUGGCAGGUCCCGGUACAGCUGGAAACAAGGUGUGUGGCUCAAUGACCUCGUUCAGGUAGCUGCCCAUGAGAUUGGCCACGCCCUCGGUUUGUGGCACUCCAGGGAUCCAAGGGCCCUGAUGCACCCCAAUGCCACCUACACAGGUCAGCGGGACGUCACCCAGGAUGACGUGUGGGCCAUCCAGCGCCUCUACGGGUGCUUGGACAAGCGGAGAGUGUGUGACCCGUGGGCCCGACUCGGGUUCUGUGAGCAGAGGAGGAGCUUCAUGAAGAAGAACUGCCCUCGUCAGUGUGACCUCUGCAUGGAGCCUCUUGAUGCAGUUACCAUGCCAACACCACCCGCUUCCAACAUCAGAGUUAAACUUGUGCCCCGGGGCAGAGUGGCACGGUUCCGCUGCGGUGCAAACACUCCCAAAACUCCCUCCAAAGUCAGGUGGUACAAAGACGGGGAGCUGCUGGCAUCUUCGGUGCCCGGAUACAUCGCCAUGAAGGGCCACGAGCUACGGAUCGUAGCCAAUGAAUUCAACGAAGGCACAUACACAUGCCGACUCCUUCGCCGUGGCAACGUGGUCUCCGCAAACUCCUGGACCAUUCGCUUGAAGGCUGAGCGCUCCGGUGAGCCCGGUUGAACUCGGGCGCGGAAAUGCCACCCCGGCGUUUUUCCAUUGCGUUGGCCGAGCCCAGAUCUCCGAAAUGCCGCUUUGGACCAAUGACUGACACGGGAAACAUCAGCAUCAGGUUACGUCUCAGAACACAAAGCAUUCGGUCACGUGACGUGUAGGACAUCUGGUGGCCGCUUGAUCAAGUAAGCCUACAGCAAUGCUUGUGUUCACAUGAUCACACAACACUGUGGUCACACUUAUUUUUAAAGGUUACACAUUCUCUUUUUUUUCCUCUUAAAAUUAAAUUGACUGCAUCAGCAAUAAAUAUUACAUUUAUGUAGCA